AUGGCUUCGUUCGUAGACAGCAUCGAGUACAAGCUCGAGAACAUCCCAGCGACAGCCGUUGCUUCGGAUGAGAUCGACAAGACAUUCCGCUCCAGUAGCAUUGACCUGAUUUCCGGGACAUUGGGCGGUAAGAUACUUGCCUUCUCUGAUCAAUGGUUCGCCGAAGCCGCCAACCUGCUGACCCCCACUGCCCCCAUCCGGCAGCCGGGCAAGAUGGUCUUCACGGGCGCUUGGUACGACGGUUGGGAGACCAGGCGGCACAAUCAGGACCCCUUCGACUGGGUCAUUGUCCGCCUCGGCGUCGCUUCCGGUACCGUUGAGGGUGUUGAGGUCGACACUGCCUUCUUCUCCGGCAACCACGCCCCGGCCAUCUCCGUUGAGGGCUGCUUCAGCGACAACGACGAAGAGGUUAUUUCGUGGAAGGACGGGCGGGGGAAGUGGGAGACGGUCCUCGGGAUCCAAGAGUGUGGCCCGUCGCAACGUUUUGGGUGGAGGCUUGCUGAGCCUACCAAGAAGCGGUACACUCACGUGAGGCUCAACAUGUACCCAGACGGCGGCAUCGCCAGAUUCCGGCUCUUUGGCCACGCAGUCCCCGUCUUCCCAGAAGACAAGGAGGCCAUCUUCGACCUGGCGGCCGCCCAGAACGGCGGAGUUGCCAUCUCCUGUAGUGACCAACAUUUUGGUACCAAGGACAACUUGCUCCUGCCUGGACGUGGCAAGGAUAUGGGCGACGGAUGGGAGACGGCUCGGUCACGGAGCCCUGGCCAUAUUGACUGGACCAUUAUUAAGCUCGGCGCACCUGGGUAUAUCCAAGACUUUGUCGUCGACACUGCACAUUUCAGGGGCAACUUCCCUCAAAAAGUGGCCAUCCAGGGCAUUGAGUGGAAGGGAGAGGGAGAGCCGGACGAUAAGUCAUCAGGAUGGGUAGAUUUGGUGGCUCCAAGCAAGACGGGUCCCGACCAGGAACACAAAUUUGCGAGCAGCUCCAAGGAAGCUCCCUUGACACAUAUUAAGCUCAUCAUGAUUCCCGAUGGCGGUGUCAAGCGGAUUAGAGCCUUUGGAAAGAGAAUAUACAGCCGCGGCGAGACACACUGGCUGUUCGAAGGCCUUCGGUCUCUCUCAACAAUCUCCGACGACGCAUAUAAGAAAUUCCUGAAAAAUAUGGAUGCAGCAGAAACUGGCAUGGAACUUGGUCUUUACCUUGUUCCUGCCCUCCUGGGUAGUGAAUACCCAAGAAACCUUUUCGCCCUUCAUGCACCAUUCGUGACGAUGGAUCCUUUUGGAGAAAACAUACCAGCAGCCCAGCCGGAUCUAUACUGCGGAGAGUUUCCGCCUGAGAGCCUUGACAAGUCAGUUCGUGAAGCUCUCGCUAAGCACAUAGACCCAUCACUGUCGGAAAAGAUGCCGAUAAUCCCAAACUUCUUUUUGGAGUACCAAGACCUGGCUAUUACUGAGAGAGAUAAUUAUGGAAACGAAGAGUUGCAAUACGGUAAUCAGCCAUAUACAUUCUCUGCUACAUAUCAUCGAGGCCUGCUUGUGCUCUACGCUCAUCAUGUCACGAAACCUUGUAACGAGGGCGAAUUGCCCGGGUUUCAUAUGAAUCCAAUCCGGAAUAUUCCCAUAUUAGACAGUCGCGAAUCAUUCAUCGAAGGCAUAACAGCCUUGAGGAAUGCAAGGGAUGAGGCUGUAAAACAUCGAGACCGUUUCAUCGCGGCUACAAACCGUACAAGGUCCAGCCAGCAGGAACAGGGGGAUCGCCAGGCUGACCAGUUUCUAAACACCCUUCAACAUCACAAUGUCAGCAAUGAUACUAUUCGUCAGAUGAUGGGGAUCGUUCAGCAGGCACUCCAACAACCUGCUGCCGUCAGCGCUGCUCCUUUCCAUCAGACGGCCCAGGCUUUUCACACCAUGCUUCAACCACCUGCUGCAAUUAGCGGCGACACUCUCCACCCUGAACCAGAAAACGAACAGGGCUUGAACGAAGGGCCGACAACCAUGACACCGGUUCUUCCUUCAGCAACGAGCGCGCCCCAGAGCGCUGCACCAAGCCAAAUUGCUACACAGCAUAAACGUCCAGGUCCUUCCCAGGAUGCAUCCUCUCGACCGUCUGUUAAAAAGACGCGUACAGGUCGAACCCCGGCACCUGCCCCUCCUCCCAUCAUGGACGCCGAAGACUCCAAUAACGACUUUGGCAGACCUCAGCGGAAGUCUGUGAUACUGCCUCCGGAUCUUCCCAAAUCCCUAGACGACAGGCGGCAUGCUCCAAUCGAUACUCUAAUCCCCGAGACUGAGAUGUACGAUGGCUGGCAAGGCGAGUCUCAAUUCCUCACAACCCCGGCCGUAGCGAAGCCGCUCAACUUCGCAAGCCUAUCCCUUGACGAGCCGGCAUUCGACAACGAUGGGCCCAAAGACAGCGACACCCGGCUCAUGGAGAUGCUGGCUGCCCAAGCCGCCCACUCGUCGGGGCCGGAUCUUCAGGAUGAGCAAGCCAUCGCCAACGAUGACAAGAUGUCGGACGAGCAGAAACGGGCCACGCUGCAAAAACUGCUAAACAUGGCCGCCAGCAAUGGCGACGUCGAGAAGGUGCAGAAACUCCUUGGUGGCAGUGCGAAGCCGUACAUUGACGUCAACGCCCCGGACGAGGAUGGCACCCCGCCGCUGAUCUAUGCUAGCUGUUUUGGCCACGAGCCAGUCGUCCAAACUCUCGUUCGAGGCGGCGCAGACGUCAAUAAACAGGAUCGCAACCAGUGGAGCCCUCUCAUGUGGGCAAUGACGAAUCGCCAUAAAGGAAUUGCAAAGCUGCUUUUGGAUAACGGCGCAUCUUCUGACCAAAAAACAUCAUCUGGGAGGACAGCUGCCGACUUCGUCCCUCCCGAUAGCGAGAUGUCCACCUAUCUACACACAAACGGCUACGCGAUUGGUACCGCCGGCGUGGUGGAUGAUUUCUACAGCCCAGGUCUCUCUCAGGACCGGUUCGAGGAAGAAUUAAUGGAAAAUGAAAUGCGAAGAAGGCUGAUGAUGGAGAGCGCCAGGGAUCUAGAGGUCGAUCUUGGUAACGUCGGAAUGGACGAUCAACCAGAGUCUGCCGAUGAGUUCGAGGAGGAACAACAAGAGUUCGAUUGGAGCCGAUGUUUACACGACCAGAUGUUCGUCUUCCAAGAACACGAGCUGGACCGGAUAUUGGAUAUUGUUAUCACACACAUGACGCCACAACGAUCGCCCACUCAGAAGCCCGUACCCGCCAAUAUGGUUUUUCUUAGCGCUCGAUAUGCACAUUACCACUCAAGUGCAGAGCUCCUGGAGCGGCUCCUCAUAUCGGCCAUGGACCGUAUUAAUGAUGUGGUCGAAAGAUAUCAGUGGGAUAUGACGAUACUCGCAUUCUGGUUAUCCAACGCCACGCUGCUUUUACAUUAUUUGAAGAAGGAUGCCGGACUUGUUGAGGCUACAUCCGAGUUCCAAGCCCACUUGGCUGAAUUGAUUAACGAAAUAUUUAUUCUCAUUGUUCGAGAUGCAGAGAGACGACUGGACAAGGUCCUAGAUGUGGCAAUGCUCGACCACGAAAUCAUCCCUGGUUUCGAGGAUAUCCAAUUUCAGAACGAGUGGAAAAUUUUCAAGCGAAAACCUACUGUGAAAGAGGAACCGCUAGAGAAACGGUUUCGACCGCCGUCCCCGAAGCAAAGAGCAAAGCCCGCUCCUCGAAACGUCACAUCGCUCCUCUCAUCCACGUUGUUUGUCCUAGAUCUCUACGAUGUCCACUCCGUGAUUACGUCGCAAAUCAUUUCUCAGCUCAUCUAUUGGAUUGGGGCCGAACUUUUCAACAGGAUCAUGUCAAACAGAAAGUAUCUAGCGAGGACAAAGGCGAUGCAAAUUCGGAUGAACAUCUCCAUUCUGGAAGACUGGGCCCGGACAAACAACCGGCAAGCUGAGCAUUACGAAACCGGUGAAAUGAAGUCUUCAGGGGAGACAACUGCAGAUGCCGCCAGGCACCACCUCGCUCCUGUUAUUCAGAUGCUCCAGUGGAUUCAAUGUUUCUCUUCCCUGGCGUCAAACGAUUUGGAGGCUCUCGUGGGCACACUCCAGCAACUCAAGCGGCUUACCCCACAGCAACUCAUACAUGCAGCUUCGCAUUACAGACUCGAAGUUGGCGAAAAGGGUCUGACAAAGAGCGCACUGAAGUAUUUACAGGCCAUUCAGAAGGAGGCGGCUCUCAAGCGGGACCGAAGGCGUAGCAGAGCUACAUCGUUAGUAUCAGUACCGGACAGCAGCCCGGCAACUCCUGUGAAGAGGAAUCAGGCACAAGGAAACGGGGCAGAUACGCCAAGCGUGCAAGGCACGCCCAAUGCCAAGGGCACAGAUGGGGCGGACGAGGAUUACGAUGAUGCGCCGGAAAAUCUACUGCUGGACCCUGCGCUCAUGCUCCCGUUCUCGCUACCCUCGGUAACAGACAUGCUGAUUUCCUAUGGCGCGGGUUUUGGAGGAGUGAACCGAGAACGGGAGCGCAAGUACAUCCCAACAGUGCCACCUGAGUUUCUCGAGAAGCUAGAAUUGAACGGCGGUCGGAAAGGGCCCAUGUUUGGAGAAAAGGAUUGGGAGAACGAGGAAGUAUGA
Molecule: messenger RNA, 4608 nt
Organism: Clonostachys solani
Lineage: Eukaryota; Fungi; Ascomycota; Sordariomycetes; Hypocreales; Bionectriaceae
Source: the annotation of a GenBank genome assembly